Gadus chalcogrammus (walleye pollock) is the source of this 2940-nucleotide messenger RNA. RefSeq names its product oxidoreductase NAD-binding domain-containing protein 1-like. The coding region runs from base 130 to 1065 and encodes 311 amino acids. Gene Ontology annotation, molecular function: oxidoreductase activity. The record is from RefSeq and is a predicted model, not a curated record. The transcript is spliced from 8 exons. Lineage: Eukaryota; Metazoa; Chordata; Actinopteri; Gadiformes; Gadidae. Gene Ontology annotation, cellular component: mitochondrion.
UGAGUAUACCGGUAUGCUCUAUGUAACCAUCCACAUGAAGAAGGUUAUAUGUCCAUGGUCAUAACAUAACAAAUGAUGAAUAUCGUUUGAGAUAACGUCUUAUAGGUGUUUGUUGCUGCUUGGGUCGUGAUGAGCGUCCCGUCCAUACUAAGAACAGCUGCUCGAAACUUCCUCCCGCCGGGGAGAGGCUCCAGCCGGCUCCGCUGCCGGGCAUUGUCUUCCUGCAGCAACACAAGAAAAAUGUCUUCCAAAAGACAAAUGGACCAUCUAGAAAAGACUUCUAAAGACUACAGGCAGAAUGCUGUUUAUCCGGCUCAAGUGUGCGGCAUCAUCCAGGAGUCUGACACCGUGAAGCGCCUGAGAAUCUCCGUCCAUCCAGACUUCACCUUCAAGGCAGGGCAGUGGGUGGACUUCUUCAUCCCCGGCGUGGAGAAGGUAGGGGGUUUCUCCAUGUGCUCCUGCCCGGGCCUGCUCCAGAGGGAGGGGGUCAUUGAGCUGGCGGUCAAAAAGGCCCUGCACCCCCCAGCCCACUGGAUCCACACCGCGUGCACGGUGGGCGCCCACGUCGCCAUGCGGGUGGGGGGGAACUUCUUCUUCGACCCGCGGCCCGCCGACCCCCCCGCCGACCUGCUGCUGGUGGCCGGGGGCGUGGGCAUCAACCCGCUCUACUCCGUCCUGCUGCACGCCGCCCACCUCGCGCGGCAGCACCACGCCUCCGGGGGGCGGGACUACCGCAUGGGCUCCGCCCACAUGCUCUACAGCGCCAAGAGUGUGCAGGAGCUGCUGUUCAAGAACACCAUCUUGGAGCUGAGCCGAGAGUUCCCCGGCCAGUUCUCCUGUGACCUGCGCGUCACGGAGCCCUCCCAGGACCCCGCCCGGGACCAGGACAUCCUGCCCGUCACCCGCCGUGGGAGGAUCACGGAGGCGGACCUGCGGGCUCACGUGGACCCCCAGAGGACCCUGUGCUACCUCUGCGGACCCCCGCCAAUGAUCGAAGCCAUCUCCCAGUCCCUCAUAGACCUGGGCCUGCCCAAGGACCGGAUCCUCUUUGAGAAGUGGUGGUAGAACUCAGACCCCCCCCCACACACAGAACUCAGACCCCCAGAAUCCCACUGGGCAGAGAACCCACUGGACACAGCCCUAUACAUCUAUAUUUUAAUUUUUUAAUUUUUAAUUUAAAUCCUGAACGUGAUGUUCUGGCCAAGGAUGCAGCAGUACAACAUGGGUUUACACCUUCAGAUUAUUGCAGGACUGCCACGCCUCUACUGUAAGAACAUUUAUACAUGAAAAUAUAUAAGCAUAUGCUUGCCUGUAUGUGAACAGAGUCCGAACAGAGUAAGCAAGCCUGCAGCUGCUGCACCCUGAUACAUGGAGAGAACACCCAGGGACUUGGCCUUCUUUUCUGGAUUCAGUUGACGGCGUUGCAGGCUGACCAGACUCACAAACACCCCAGCAAGGCAGUGCUUGGCUGAAGACUGAUGCACUUAUUGACCUGCAGUGCAGCAGGGGACCUGCCUUUGAGCCCACAGGACUCUUGAGUGUGGAUUAGAAACGGCCUGGCCCCUUCCUUUUACACUGUGCAACAUGUCUGCCGUUACGUUAGACAAAUAUCUUCAAUCUCUCCUCUAUUUAAAUACCUCAGAAAUGUGAUAUUAUGCAAAAUGUGUUUUUUUUCUUUUUGAUGCAAUCAAAAAAAACGAUAAUGUUGUAUAAUGAUGCCUGUGUACUGUUUUGGUACAGUGAUUUAAAAGACUGAGGAGUAUUUUUAUUUUGUGCAAGUAAAGAUUUUAACAGGGAGGUAAAGCUGCCGGCUUGAGUCUUCUUUAGUCAGAAAAUAACGUAUUCUGUUAGACAAUUACGCCGGAAGGCCAAUUUUUAGAGUGAGAAAAUGAAUUUCUCACUUUAAAAAUGAUUGGCGACCAUCCUCAUCUUGCAACCCCACUCACACGUAUACUGAAACGCAUGUGCACGUUAAAUGCCCAUUCCCUCCUAUUUUUUUCUUCUUCUUCCCAUCACGCUUGUUUGAACGCAAUCACACAUCCCCCCCCCACCUACCCACCCACGCACCUGUACACAGAAAUGGGUUCUCAUUUCAGGUGGGCGCCAGAGUCUCCCAUGGUGCACCGUAAUGGAAGCUCUAGGAGUGCUCUGAUUGGUCAGGAUCAGCGAGCGUCCCUCAGCGAGAUGGGAGCGAUGUUCUCGUUCUCCGCUCUCGCUCGGCGGGGGGGUCAUGUUGAUGGAACUCAUUUUUGAGUUAUCGCUGCAAAUUAUCCUCGCACGCCGGAAUACACUACCCAGAUCUUUAACAUGGAGGCAGAACGGCGGGAGGAAAGGGGGUUGUUUUUUUCCGCCAAGGAUGAUUUAUUUGACACCUGUGCCUCUAUUUAAAGAUGGUACCAUCACACCACUUACACAUAACACAGGUGCUCGGGAAUUAAGCGAUACAAAAAAAGAAUCGGUUUAUAUCUAGUUCAAUCAGCCAACCUAACCUUAGCCGGAAAUCAAUUUAUUACUUCACCGACGCCAAUAAACUCACAUCCACUGUUUCCACAUUUCGUCUGAUUUAGUGUUUUUUCCUUUCUUAAUAAUAUGCUUCACAUAUAAAAAUAUGAUUCCUGUGACAUCAUUACUCCCUUAUGUUUGUACGGUCCUAGAUAAGAAGGUUAAACUACAGGGAUUUGAAGAACAGAAAAGUUAAGGCUUGGGCAGGAAACCUGCUUUACUUUAGUGUGUGGCAUCCAGAUACUCCUCAAAGGAGUGGGAUUUAAAAUUAGCAACAUUGACCCAAAGCGGUGAAACAGUAAUUACCAUAUACAGGGAGCUAAUGGGCUACAACCUCAAAUAAAGGCUCAUGUGCUAACACUCUACGCGGGCCAGAUUUAAGACAUUAGCCACAGCACUACAGAAACAUCAUACUGGCAAUGGCCACAGAUAAUAUAC